GUGUUGUGUUGGUAACACGUAUUUUAUGAUCCCGCGGUUUUAGUCGUCCAUCAUAAUAUUUUUUGUGCUUUCAUUUCCUUUAUUCUCCUUUAUUAAUUUCCAUCGAUAGUCAUUACUAUGUCUACUUUUAGAAGAGGAUCAAUUUUUCAAAACCAAGACGUGCCGGAAGGUUUAGUUACUUCUCCUUCCGUGGGUCAAGAAAGAAGUUCGAGAGACUACAAUAGUUUCUUUUCUUCGCCUGAUCAAAUUUCAAGCCCAACGAGAAAUCCUAGCGAUCCACUCGGUUCUAUAUCUGAGUUAAUUGCUAUGAAUAAACCACGAAAUUUGAUGGUCGGUCGACAAUCUGUGCCAAACUAUUCCACUCAAAUACGGCAGUACACCGCUCAAGAACAGUUGGCGAAUCUAAGACGCAACUCUCUCCAUUUGCCUUAUCUUGCAGAUAGGAGUGUUGCUAGUAUGACUGAUUUUGGAAGUGUCGGUCAAAGUGACGAUGGUGUUGAAAUCGGAAAUAAAAACAUGCGACGACCUAAAUUGGAUUUGUCUUUUGCGUCUUAUGGAUAUCAGGCUCCGCAACAAUUUCGUGUGUCACCCACGUAUAGUGAUGGUAGUGAUCCUCUAACAACCAAUAUUAUGCGGUCUCGAUCAAAUACACCAGAAGAUUCAGAUUUAUCAAAUAAUAAUAGUCCAGAAGCAGUUACCGAUUUGAUAAAUCAAAUACAUAUAAAUCCAUACGGUUUGUCACCUCUAUCUGAUCAAGACUUGGCUAAUAUGCAACGCAUUUCAAAUGCUGGAAGAUUGUCUGCUGGAGAAAGUUUUCAUCAAACACAAAGUUUGUUGAAUUCGUUGUUAGCCAAUCAAGUACAAUAUCCUACCAGAUAUGGUUCACCAGCAGCUCAAUCGCCGGUUUAUGAGAAAAAAUCUCCACCGCCAUUUUGGUCUCCUACGAGACCUAAGAACGAUAGUAACAACAAUCAAGUUGAAAAUAGAACUAACCGGAAUUUUAAUGGUUUACAUAAGGAUCCAGUUUUUACUUGGAGUGGACAACUUCCCAAGGUAGUGCACAGCUCGCCAAACUACUCGUGCAAAGUGUUUUUGGGUGGCGUGCCAUGGGACAUAACUGAAGAUGGCUUGAUUAUGGCUUUUAGUCAGUUCGGCCCUGUCAAGAUUGAAUGGCCCGGUACCUCGAAUAACCUUAACCAGCCAAAAGGUUACGUUUAUGUUAUUAUGCAAUCGGAUCAAAUGGUAAAGAAGUUGUUGGAUAUGUGCACAAAAGGUUCAAAUGGCGGGAAUUACUACUUUAAAAUUUCGUCAAGAAAAAUGAAAGGAAAGGAAGUUCAAGUAAUUCCUUGGUUAAUGAAUGACAGCAAUUGUGUUAAACACCCCUCACAAAAAUUGGACCCUACUAGGACGGUUUUUGUGGGUGCUUUGCACGGUAUGAUGAAUGCCCAAGGCCUGUUUAAGAUAAUGGAUGAUUUAUUUGGCAAUGUCACAUAUGCAGGUAUUGACACUGACAAAUACAAAUAUCCUAUUGGGUCUGGCCGAGUGAGUUUCAGCAGUUACAAGUCUUAUACGAACGCUGUGGCUGCAUCUUUUGUGGAAGUUAAAACUCAAAAGUUUUCAAAAAAAAUUCAAGUAGAUCCAUACUUAGAAGACAGCGCUUGCAGCAUUUGCAACAUCCAACUUGGCCCUUAUUUCUGCAGGGACCAAUUGUGUUAUCGUUAUUAUUGCCGUGGCUGUUGGAACUGGAAACACUCGAGCAUUACUUUAAGUACACACCGUCCAUUAAUGCGAAAUUCUAAGCACACUCCAACUAGCAUGAGUUCGCCACCGCGGUUCACAUCGCCGAACAACAAUUGUUUUUCUCCUAACCAAAAUCAGUUUGAAGUGGAACAACCUUAAAAGAUUGCCGCCCUAAAAACUGGAAUACUGACCAAUUUUGAUGUAUUUUUUUUGAAAUUUAUUUAUUUUGUUUUUUUUUUCGGGGGAAAUUUAUAGUUAAGGGUACAAUUUAAUUUAAAAAUUUCUAUUAUCUUCUUUUCUUUUUGGGGUAAAAAAAAAUUGAAAAUCAUUACUGAGUUUUGAAAAUGUCAGUGAUAUCUUACCUAUGUUAUUUAGUUUCCUUG
This is a messenger RNA of Adelges cooleyi (spruce gall adelgid), 2123 nucleotides long. RefSeq names its product cytoplasmic polyadenylation element-binding protein 1 (gene orb). Gene Ontology annotation, cellular component: neuron projection; nucleus; cytoplasm. Lineage: Eukaryota; Metazoa; Arthropoda; Insecta; Hemiptera; Adelgidae. Gene Ontology annotation, molecular function: mRNA 3'-UTR binding; ribosome binding; mRNA regulatory element binding translation repressor activity. Gene Ontology annotation, biological process: negative regulation of cytoplasmic translation. The transcript is spliced from 9 exons. The record is from RefSeq and is a predicted model, not a curated record. Bases 118 to 1899 code for a protein of 593 amino acids.